AUGGCGCAGAGUAAUUGGGAAGCAGAUAAGAUGCUUGAUGUCUACAUUCAUGACUAUUUGUUGAAAAGAAAAUUGCAUAAUUCUGCAAAGGCCUUUAUGACAGAGGGAAAAGUUGCUAGUGAUCCUGUGGCUAUUGAUGCACCUGGAGGAUUUCUGUUUGAAUGGUGGUCAGUCUUCUGGGACAUUUUCAUUGCAAGGACGAAUGAGAAGCAUUCUGAGGCAGCUGCAGCUUACAUAGAGACGCAACAAAUCAAAGCAAGGGAGCAGCAGCAGAUGCAAUUACAGCAGUUGCAACUCAUGCAGCAGCGCAAUGCCCAGUUACAGCGGAGGGAUCCGAACCAUCCUCCGUUGGGUCCCAUGAGCUCGAUGAACUCUGAAGGAAUGGGUGGGCAGCCAUCUGCAAGUUUUUUAGCAAUGAAAAUGUAUGAAGGACACAUGAAGCAUCCGAAUGCCAUGGACUCCGAAACAUCUACAGGUCUGGUAGAUGCUAAUAGAAUGGCACUUCUCAAGUCGGCGUCCAAUCAACAAGGACAAAUGAUGCAAGGAAAUUCUGGGGGAAUGUCUGCAGCCUUGCAGCAAAUGCAAGGGCGGCCUCAGCUAGCAACUGAAAUCAAACAAGAAAUAAACAUGGGUGGACCUCAGAAGUCUUUGCCAAUGGACCCAUCAUCUAUCUAUGGGCAGGCAAUUCUUCAGUCAAAAUCUGGCCUUGGGGGUGCAGGGUUAAGUCCAGGAGUAACUGGUCUACCGUUGAAAGGUUGGCCGCUAACAGGAAUCGAUAAUUUACGGCCAAGUUUGGGUUUACAAGCACAGAAGCCUAAUCUGCAGAACCCAAACCAGUUCCUAUUGGCAUCACAGCAGCAGCAGGUUCUAGCACAAGCUCAAGCACCAGGAAACCUUGGAAAUUCAGCUAAUUAUGGAUUCGGAGGAUUACCAAGGGGUAAUUUUAAUGCUAAAGAUGGUCAGCCACCUAGAAACGAUGGAUCCAUUUGCUCUCCUUCUCAAUCAAACUCACCAAAGAUGAAAAUGGCCCAAAUCCAGCAGGCUCCCUCUCAACAACAGGAUCAGUUGCAGCAGCAACAGCAGCAGCAGCCGCAACAACAUUUGCAGCAGAACAACAGGAAAAGAAAACAACACUCUUCAUCAGGUCCUGCUAACAGCACAGGUACAGGAAAUACUGUAGGACCUUCCCCUGGCUCGCCACAAUCAGCACAUACACCUGGUGAUGGGAUGGCCACUGCUAGCAGUAUGCAGCAUGUUAAUAAUGUGUCCAAGAGUAUGAUGAUGUAUGGUGCAGAAGGACCUGGUGGAAUUACAUCAUCUACAAAUCAGCUUGAUGACUUGGAGACUUUUGGAGAUGUCGGUUCUCUCGACGACAAUGUUGAUUCUUUUUUGUCUCAUGAUGGGGGUGAUGGAAAUCUAUAUGGCUCGUUGAAACAAACUCUUACUGAACAUAAACCAGAGACUUCUAAAGGUUUCUCAUUCGGAGAAGUUGGUUGUAUACGGACAAGAAAUAAGGUGACUUGUUGCCAUUUCUCUUCCGACGGGAAGCUGUUAGCUAGUGCUGGGCAUGAUAAAAAGGCUGUUUUGUGGAACAUGAACACUCUGCAAACAGAGACCACCCCUGAAGAACAUCAGUUCCUAAUUACUGACGUGCGCUUCCGGCCAGGCUCGACUCAACUUGCGACGGCCUCAUUUGACAAAUCUGUCAGAUUAUGGGAUGCAGCCAAUCCAAGCUAUUGUCUGCAUGCUUACAAAGGGCAUACUUCCCACGUGAUGUCCCUCGAUUUCCAUCCUAAGAAGAAUGAUGUCUUCUGUUUCUGUGAUAGUAACAAUGAAAUUCAUUAUUGGAGCAUUAGCACAUUUUCGUGCACUCGGGUGUCCAAGCAAGGAGGAAGUGCACAAGUGAGAUUUCAACCCAUAAAUGGACAUCUACUGGCAGCAGCGUCUGACAAGGUGGUCUCUAUAUUUGAUGUUGAGAACGAUCGACAAACACAUUCCUUCCAGGGACACUCUGGUGUUGUGAACUACCUGUGCUGGGAUCUUAGUGGCGAACUUUUGGCCUCUGUGAGUGAGGACAGUAUUAAAGUUUGGUCGUUGGCCUCGGGAGAGUGCAUCCAUGAGCUUAAUGCCAGCGGCAACCAAUUCCAUUCCUGUGUUUUUCAUCCGAGUUAUUCUUCUCUUUUGGUGAUUGGAGGCUUGCAGUCACCUGUGACUGGGAUGGUCGCUUCAGCCAGCCAUGAUAGCUCGGUCAAGCUGUGGAAAUAA
Molecule: messenger RNA, 2265 nt
Organism: Striga hermonthica
Lineage: Eukaryota; Viridiplantae; Streptophyta; Magnoliopsida; Lamiales; Orobanchaceae
Source: the annotation of a GenBank genome assembly